UGGAAAAAUCGCGCCCGCAAAUGGAGGCGCCUGGGACGAGCUGCGCGAGCGCCAUCGCGUUCGACUCCUCUCUCUCCCUCUCGGCCGCCGUGGGCGGUGAGUUGCCGCAGCCCAGCUACAGAGAUGAUCUCUGUCCAGGCUCUCACUUCAGCGGUCUCUACGGUCCCGGCGAAAUGGGAGAUGGCGGAGUCCACUGGCUGCGGCUGACCGACAUCCGUCCGGAUGAGUACCUGGAUCUGCACGCGUGCGGCUUUGAUUCUGAUCUCUACGUGUUUGAAGGCUCAAGCUGCGAGAGCCUGAGCCUUGUCGCCUGCAAUGGGGAUACGCUGGCGGACGAUCCGAUUUACCAAAAGUGCUCCGUCAUUUAUGACUCAACUUUGCGCUCAUUCGAGCUCAGUGCGGACCAAGAGUACUACGUCGUGAUUGGCGGGUGGAAGGGAAGCACCGGGCCUGUCAACGUCACCGCAAGCUAUCGGCCCAAACCUCCGUCGCAGCCGCCACCGUCGCCUCCGCCGUCGCUGCCUCCCUACCCUCCAAACGAGGCACCCCUCCCGCCGUCGCCGCCGUCGCCGCCGUCGCCGCCGUCCUCACCGCCGCCGCCCUCCGCGCCACCGCUGCCGCCCUCGCCAUCGCCUCCACCAGAGUGGACGGAAGCUGCUACGACUCGGUGCGCAUCGACGGCAUCGACUACUGCGGGACCUCCUUCCCGGACCGCAUCGUCGUCGCAUCUGAUGGUCGGAUCCAAUUUCGGAUUGAUCAGCGAGUCGGUGCGGGGGGCUGGGAGCUCUGCUGGGGGCCGACGACUCCGCAGCCGCCGCCGCUGCCGUCUCCGCCGCCUCCGCCGCCGUUGCUGAUCCCCGCGACAGACCCGGUCGAUGUGACCCUGUUUCUCCUGGUCGCCGCCGUCCCCCUCAUCCUGCUCACGUGCUUCGCCUCGGGAUACCUCUCGCGCCGCUGCCAGGGCAUGGACUGGAGCCGGUACGACCCGCGUCGCUGCCUCUGCCCCUGGCGAUACCGGCCAAAGGACGCCUUCGCGCCGACGCGGCGCGAGCGGGCGCACGCGGCGCUGGGGCAAGCGAAGCGAGUGCUCGGCGUAACGCCGGCCACAGCUUGCGCCGCCGCCACCGAGGCCCCCCGGGCAAACGGCGUCUGGGUGCACGGCGAGAAGGCGAGCCUGCCCGUCGUCGAGGCGGGGAUGAGGCCGGCGAGGGCGAGCUCCCUGCCGCCGACCGCCGGCGGAAAGCAACUGCGCUUUGGACGUGGCACGGCAGCACCGCCCCUGCGCGCCAUCUCUGAGAUGCGCUCGUGUGGGACUCGCUCCUUUAGCGCGCGCUCGUUUGGCUCACGCGCGUCGGACGCGAACUCGACUCACUCGCGCGGCGUCUCGCUCACCGCAGACGCGGUUCCCCGCGCCACGCUGGCGAGAGCGAGCGAUUGCGAGCCCGCCACGGCCCGCGUUCCUCCCCGGUGGGCUCGGGCGCACACCUACGCGGGCUCCACGGCGACAGCGACGCUGAGCGGCGACAGCGACAGCGGCAGAUCGUCGCACGGAGCACCCCCUGCAGCAGGGGCCGGCCAAGCGAGCAGCAGCCGGUCCGAUGGCGCGGUGAAGCGGACGAAUAGCUUGGAUGUUGCGCGCCGCUGGCUCGACGACGCGCUCGAGGCGUUCGGCGGCGCGAGCAACUCGCCCCGCCGCUCGAGCGCCUCCGCCAGUGGCACAUCGCCCCAGAACGAGGAGGCUGUGCCUCCGUCGGCGCUCGCCGACGCCAUGCAGCAGAGCUUCGUGGUCGAAGGCCGCCCCAAGCGUUUGCCAUCGUUGCCGCACAUCUCAAUUGCAGGCGGAGAUUCUGAGCCGCCGGGGUACGAGACGAGAGAGGUCUGAAAACACAACACACACAACCACGCGCGAGAGAGGGCAGUAGAGCUAGAGGGCGCGCGGGGGCCAUGCGGCAUGUUCAUAUAAGCUUCGUGUGUAUUGUGUAUGUGUAGUCGCCCUGGUCGUACUGGGACCCCUUAUUACACUGAGCCGUUUUACUC
Molecule: messenger RNA, 2037 nt
Organism: Emiliania huxleyi CCMP1516
Lineage: Eukaryota; Haptophyta; Isochrysidales; Noelaerhabdaceae
Exons: 2
Coding region: 965-1882 (305 amino acids)
Source: RefSeq, a predicted model, not a curated record